AUGUCCUGUCCCCCAGGAGCUCUGGAGGACCCCAGGGGGGCUUUGAGGGUGGAAUCCCCGAUCCGAUUCAGUAACCAGCAGUGCUUUUCCAGAGCCUCUGAGACCAGGAAGGAGAUGGUGGUGGUUCUGGCAUUCGUAGUUUGCUGGUUGCCAUUCCACGUUGGCAGAAUCAUUUACAUAAACACGGAAGAUUUGCGGAUGAUGUACUUCUCUCAGUACUUUAACAUCGUCGCUUUGCAACUUUUCUAUCUGAGCGCAUCUAUCAACCCAAUCCUCUACAACCUCAUUUCAAAGAAGUACAGAGCGGCGGCCUGUAAACUGCUGCUGGCAAGGAAGUCCAGGCCAACAGGCUUACACAGAAGCAGGGACACUGCAGGGGAAGUUGCAGGGGACACUGGAGGAGACACAGCAGGCUACACCGAGACAAGCGCUAACAUGAAAACAACGGGGUAA
Molecule: messenger RNA, 453 nt
Organism: Mandrillus leucophaeus (drill)
Lineage: Eukaryota; Metazoa; Chordata; Mammalia; Primates; Cercopithecidae
Gene: MLNR
Product: motilin receptor
Exons: 2
Coding region: 1-453 (150 amino acids)
Biological process (GO): G protein-coupled receptor signaling pathway
Cellular component (GO): plasma membrane
Molecular function (GO): G protein-coupled peptide receptor activity
Source: RefSeq, a predicted model, not a curated record